UUCGAUACGCGGCACUUGAAAGUAGAGAGCCAGAGAAUUUGAGCAGUGCAGAUAAAUAUUUGUGUCUUCAAUCUUCACUACGCUUGCUUCCCUGGGCAUCUCUGGUAUCAGCUGCAAUGGCGAGAGCGGCCUGCAAUCACUUUAUCCCCAGUUUAGUGCAUCCAUUGAAGUCGACCCUCUACAGAAAUCAAUCUCUAUUCACCGGAAACUCUCACUUUACAGGCAUUUUUGGCCAUCGGCGGCGCUUCUCUUCAUCUAAGAUAAGCAUGAGCCUCAGAGCCGGUAUUGUUGGUCUUCCCAACGUCGGGAAAUCCACUCUCUUCAAUGCCGUUGUUGAAAAUGGAAAGGCUCAAGCAGCUAAUUUUCCUUUUUGUACAAUAGAGCCAAAUGUAGGGAUCGUUGCCGUUCCAGAUCAUCGUCUCCAGGUGCUUUCUGAUCUCAGCAAGUCUCAGAGAGCAGUGCCAGCAUCUGUAGAAUUUGUAGAUAUUGCUGGGCUAGUCAAAGGUGCAAGUCAAGGAGAGGGGCUUGGUAAUAAGUUUUUGUCUCAUAUUCGUGAAGUUGACUCUAUACUUCAGGUUGUGCGAUGUUUUGAGGACAAUGACAUUGUUCAUGUGAAUGGGAAAGUUGAUCCCAAGACUGAUAUUGAUGUCAUCAACUUGGAGCUUGUUUUCUCAGACUUGGAUCAGAUUGACAAAAGAUUGGAGAAACUAAAGAAGGGCAAGGCAAAAGAUUCUCAAUCUAGACUCAAGGAGGAAGCAGAAAAGUCUGCACUAGAAAAGAUCCGGGAAGCACUCAUGGAUGGAAAACCUGCACGCUCUGUGACCUUAACAGAUUUUGAAAGGGAUGCUGUAAAGCAUCUCUGCUUACUCACCAUGAAACCUGUCAUAUACGUGGCCAAUGUUGCGGAAUCUGAUCUAGCUGAUCCUUCAAGCAAUGACCAUGUAAAGGAAGUCAUGAAUCUAUCAUCUGAAUUGAAAUCAGGAAUUGUGACUAUUUCAGCACAGGUUGAAGCAGAGCUUACUGAACUACCAACUGAAGAAAGACAAGAAUACUUGAAAUCUCUUGGUGUCAGUGAAAGUGGUCUUGGCAAUCUAAUUAGGGCAACCUAUAACCUUUUGGGGCUUCGAACUUACUUUACUUCUGGUGAGAAGGAAACAAAGGCAUGGACAAUACUUGCAGGAAUGACUGCACCUCAAGCUGCUGGAGUCAUUCACUCGGACUUCGAGAAAGGCUUUAUUCGAGCAGAAACAGUGUCUUAUGAUGAUUUUGUUGCAUCUGGUUCACUUGCUGUAGCAAGAGAGAAAGGACUUCUUUGUAAAUACUCUUUCAUCUUUGAUGAGAUUUCCUGUAAUAAGAGUCAAACUUUGGACGAUUACUUGCCCAGGAGGAUCAAUAUCGGGCUGAGAUCUGAGGGUAAAGACUACAUUGUACAAGAAGGAGAUGUCAUGUUGUUUCGUUUCAAUGUAUGAUAGCACUUGCUGCUAUCAAGUGAGGAUCAACAGGGAAGUUGAUAUUUAAUGCACAACGACAGAUAGGGCAUUUUUUCAGCCAAUUGCUGAGUAUAGAUUUGAAAGGCAUUCUUAUUGUUGUAUUUUUGGAAAAAUUCUGAAUUUUCUUUUUCGUGCAAGGAGUGUAUUAACAGCAGAACACUCGAUAGUUAUUUGUUUAGUCUUCUACACAUGCUUAAAAUAGAUAUGAAUAUGAUGUUUAUUGCAUUACUUCCAAGUUAACAAUUAGACCUUUCAAUAGUAAUGUAGGGAUAUUAGAAGGUGAUAUCUUUUUCUUAUUUUAUAUUCGAAUAUUUUAUUUUUAAUUAUCUUUUCUGCACUCAAUAUCCUUGCUGUCACACUGAUGUGAUUUCCUUGCUUCCAAGUAAUUGAAUGCUCAAUGCUAUUAUCUGUCAUCAUUUAUUAAUUUUGGCUUGCUUAGCUAAAAAUAUCUGAAUCUCAUCAGUUACGACUUAAAACCUAAGCUUAAAUGGAGUUUUUUAUGUGCUUAAGCACGUUAAGCUGGUGCUGGGUCGUAUUUUAUUGCCCUCCCUUGAAAACUAUUUUAGGAAUGUUCAAACUCUGAACAGAAAAUUUUGGUAAUCUGUAAAGAUAGAUAGAUAGAUAGACAGAGAGAAAAUGGCAUAUGUCAGCUGUUUACGCACACUAAUUUAUCACACUUUCACAGUUUAAAGUAUGUAGAAAAAUUCACCCAAAAAAAAAAUUCAGAAAAAUGUAAUUAUUUUUAAGAGCAAGUCUAUUAUUUGAUUUUUACAAGAAUUACUGUUAAAUUAAAGUUUUAUUACAAAAUAAUGUAAAACCACAUUUUCUUGAUUGGGUUAAUAAGUAUUAGAAAUAAUUAUAUUUACUUAUGUAUCUGUUACAAAUAGUAAUUAGUGGUUAUGACCAACCCAAUUUAGCUAACCAUGGUUAGGUUCAGUGCUUGAAAUAUAUAUAUUAUGACUACAGACUAAUACUCAUAUAUUGAAGUAAUCAGAUCAUUCUCAAAAGUCCUAUCUACGCUCUCUCUCUUUCAUGGAUUAUGUUCUCUUAAAUCCUUCAUGGUAUCAGAGCAGCGAUCUAUCUUAGACAUGGAGAAGACAACUGAAUCAUCUCAUUCAUCGAUGAUGAAGACUCCUCGCAAGAUCGUGGUCUUUGCUUCUCAAAGUGAUAUAAUCACUUUUACUCAUUUGAUUACUGUGAAGCUUGACGAGCACAAUUAUCUCUGGAAACAACAAAUUAGCACUGUAGUUCACGGUCAUGGUCUUGAGCAUUUUAUUGACAAGAAUGUCAAACCACCAACAAAAUAUGUUGCCAUUGGUGACGCCAAUGAUGGAGUCCAACCUAAUCCUAAUUUUCUUGGGUCUUGGAUGUCUUGUUCAAUGUUUGAAGCUACGCUUACUCGGAUCAUUGGAUCUGAGUCCUCUCUCCAGAUUUGGGAGUGAAUUCAGACGCAUUUUGGGGCCCAAACGAAGGCCGAAGUGUGCCAAUUGAAAACUCAGUUAAAGUCCACAAAGAAAGGUGAUCUCUCUGCCAAUGAUUAUCUUCUCAAAAUCAAGGGGAUUGUUGAUGCUCUUGCUGCCAUUGGACAUCCAAUAACUGAAUCAGAUCAUAUUGAGCAUAUUUUUGAUCAUCUCUCUUAAGAUUAUGAUCCAUUAUUACGAUACUUACUACCAGAAUAGAUCCGUACAUUGUUGAUGAGAUUGAAGCUGAGUUAUUAGCUCAAGAAGCUAGGAUUGAGAAAAAUAAGAAGUCUAUUACUGAGAGUGAAUCUUGUUCAUCCCAAGAACUCUUCUCGUGGUAGUCAUUCUAGUGGUAGCCAUCAUGGAAGAGGAUACUCCUCUAGAUCUAAUGGUAGGGGUGGCUCUGGCUUCAAUGGUUGUGGUGGUCGAUCUAAAAGUUUUGUGCCUUGCCAGAUCUGUACUAAGCCGGGUCAGUUUGUUGUUGAUUGCAGGCAUCAUUUUGAUGAGGAAUUUUAGGCUAUGAGCUUCGACGAUAAGCAUUUAGCUGGUGUUGGUCAUAUUGCAAAUUUUGCUACUACUGAUCUCUAAUUGAUCUAGAUUGGCACCUUGACUCUGGAGCUACAACUCAUGUCACUCGUUCAUGCAAGAAUGUUGAUGAUAAGUUAGGUGAUAUCAACUCUAAAUUAGUUUUUGUUGGUAAUGGUGCUGGUUUGUUAGUUCAUUGUAAUGGACAUUCUACUGCUUCUUGUGCUAAUUACCAUCUAAACAUGUCUAACAUUCAUCAAGUCCCUUCUAUUACCAAAAAUUUGCUCAG
Messenger RNA from Prosopis cineraria, 3764 nucleotides. RefSeq lists its product as uncharacterized. The coding region runs from base 117 to 1469 and encodes 450 amino acids. The record is from RefSeq and is a predicted model, not a curated record. Lineage: Eukaryota; Viridiplantae; Streptophyta; Magnoliopsida; Fabales; Fabaceae. Gene Ontology annotation, molecular function: GTP binding; ATP hydrolysis activity; ATP binding. Gene Ontology annotation, cellular component: cytoplasm. The transcript is spliced from 12 exons.